GAGCUUUGAAUUACAGGCCACCCCCUUCUCCAUCUCCCAGCCCCCCUACACAGACGCUACAUUCAACGGAGGAAACGGAAAAGACGAAACAUAGAAGAAGGUUUUUCAUUUCAAAACCCCGGGGCUGUGGAAAGAACAGAGAGUUCCUUUUAAUAUCAAACUUAACCAUAUUCAGCCUCGUAUUUGGAUCGCGAAGCCGACUUCUCCCCCACUUAUUCCCACUUUUUUCUCCAACUUAUCCCAGCUGUUUGCAGCUGGCAGAAAGCACCCGCCCUGUUUGGGAAAAAGGGACCGAUAGUGACCGGAGGAGAGAGAUGUCACCACAACCUCCCCAGCCGCAGGUGAGGAAGAAUAUCCUGGGUUUCCUCAAGAGCUUUUUGGGGAUCCUCCGGAUCCUGCAGAUCGUAUUCGGAGCCGGGCUGUGGGUCACCAUCGCCUCCAACAAAUACGAAGGAUCCAUCCACUUCGUCCUGUUUGUCGCUGUCCUCUUCUGGCUCCUGACCCUCGCCCUUUUCUUUCUGACCCUACUGGACAAGCAGGACCUGGUCCCGGUGCUGGGCGGGGAGCGCUGGUUGCUCACCAACCUGGUGCACGACGUGGCCGCCACCGUGCUCUACCUGCCGGCCAUAGGUGUGAUGAUCUACAAGACGGACCGCAACUCCUUCUGCAACCUGGAGCUGUACAAGCACCUCUGUCUGUACAAGGUCUACCUGGCCGCCGCCGUGUUCGCCUGCCUGGCCUGCCUGGCUUACCUCCUGUCCGCUAUUUAUGGGGGGUGCAGAAAGUGUCGGGGUGAGCAGACAGUGAUCUGAGACUGAACAGCGAGGAGGAGAUGACGUGGUGGUGAUAAAAGGUUGGGGUGGUGGGUGGGUGAUGGGGAUCCCCAGCAAGAUGAGGAAUAGUUAACUUCACUGUAAUUCAGUUACAUACCAAUUUGAGAAUGUAUAAGAACAGCUAUUCUAAUCACAGGUUUCACUCUCACCAUUAUUGUCUUAGCCACCUACACUUUUAAACAACAACAAAAUAAUUUCCAUUUGGGAGGCCCUGGGCCAAAGUUUAAAUCAAUCUGUGGUCCUAAUUUGUGUCUAUUUGUGGGACCUUGGUAUAUGAAAACAUUUGAGCACCCAUGGCAUAGAGGCCCAGAGGAUUUAAAGGCAAAUAUGGUGAGAAAGCAUAGCACGUUACCCUUUCUCAUUAAGGCACAAGGGACAAGAGGUUUUCUCCUAUUUGUAGCCUAAUUAAAGCCCAUGCCUCAGGCUGUUGUUAUUAUUAUUUUUUAAAUGUUGUUUAGUAAUUUAAUGUUAUUAAUCCCUCACGAAAAAUCACUAUAAUAUUCCUGUAGGGACUUCUAGUGGGUCCUUGGUAGCCUACUUAAUGGUGAGUUUAUAGCGGCCUUUUUUAUCACUCCAGUAUUUCUACAGGGACUUAUAGUUUUGCUGUGAUAUCUCUCUAAAAUCUUUCAUAGAGUUAAUAUAGUUGUUUUUCGUAAGGGAUUUUUUUUUCUCAUUACUUUUUGAAAGUAUAUGUUUUUAUGUGUUUACAUGUUUUGUAUGACAGUCAGCUGUAAUUAUACUGAACAAUAUACAGAAGUGUGAUGGACUAAACAUGACUAAACAAGUGGAUACUAUCUUUUUGAUCAGCUUUGUUUUGUCUGACUCGAGCAUUCCAAAGCCUUAUUUUCUCUACACUUGUCCUGGCCAAACAGUUUUAUAAGUGCCUUCUGUGUCAGAACGCUGCAUGCUCAACAAAGUUGUGAUAACAACAAUUCAAAGUAUGUGGAUGUGAUGGGUGCUAUGGUAAGGAUAUAUGUACAAGACAAAAAAAAAAAAAAACUAUUCCCUAAGUGUUCUUUAUGUACAACCAAAGAUCAAAAGUGCAAGAAUAAAGAUCAGUAAGUGAGAGCCAG
Molecule: messenger RNA, 1906 nt
Organism: Myripristis murdjan (pinecone soldierfish)
Lineage: Eukaryota; Metazoa; Chordata; Actinopteri; Holocentriformes; Holocentridae
Gene: marveld1
Product: MARVEL domain containing 1
Exons: 1
Coding region: 315-812 (165 amino acids)
Biological process (GO): myelination
Cellular component (GO): membrane
Molecular function (GO): structural constituent of myelin sheath
Source: RefSeq, a predicted model, not a curated record